CUCAGCCUGGCUGGCGCGUUCCUGUGCGUCACCUACUGGCGGGCGCGUGCUUCAAAACACGAGCGACUGGAUGUUAGCAGCAAACUAGCUACCAAAAAGGGAACGAGUCAUUGGUGUAGAGUCAUAGCAACGCAGUUCCAACAACUUUUGCUUUAUCCCGUUUUCGGUGUGCUUGCCUUCGAAUCUGUGAUGUUCUAGUCACGUUGUUUUCUUUUUGCUAAAUAGUAAACAACACAACACAUCGCUCCACAUUGGACCGAGCGCAACAGAAGUGGCACACGAAUUAAACGCGCAUGCGCAUUGGAUCCGCUCUUUGCUGUGAAAGAAAAAUGGCCGUAGCGAUGCAGAUGGAAGAUUUCCCCUACUUACCUUCUGGACCAGCGGAGGUCAACAAGAUGAUCAAGGAACACGGUGACCUGUUUUCUGACUCCCAGUGUAAAGUCUGCAGUGCUGUUCUCAUUUCGGAGUCCCAGAAGUUGACCCACUACCAGAGUAAGAAGCAUGCCAACAAGGUGCGGCGUUACCUUUGCAUCCAAAAUGACAAGGAGCCCUCCUUGAAGAAGUUUAAGCCUGAAUCAUCUGUACCUGACAGCGCCUGUAACAACGGAGAAGCAGAGCGAUAUAAAUUGUGUAACCUGUGUAACAUGACCUUCUCCUCGGCGGUGAUGGCCCAGUCCCAUUACCAGGGGAAGGUGCACGCCAAGAACCUCCGGCUGAAGACAGUGGGCCCUCAAACAGCAGCGCCCCAGGCCACCGCGACAGCCCCCCAGCCCAAGAAGAGCCCAUCCGCCGCCGCCGCCACCGCCACCGAGGCCAGGGGGGCGGGGGCUGCGGCGGGGACGGCGGGGACGGGGGACCCGGACCGCUUCUGCUCCAUCUGCGAGGCGUCCUUCAACAACCCCCUGAUGGCGCAGCAGCACUACGCCGGCAAGAAGCAUAAAAAGCAGCUGACCAAGCAGAAGCUGAUGGAGACGUACGGGCCCUCUACAUCGCCAGGUCAGGCCGGCGUCGCUCGCCACGCCUCCACGGUGAAGGGCUACUCCUGCACCCUCUGCAACAUCGACCUGAACUCGGUGGAACAGUACCAGGCCCACAUCAGUGGCGCCAAACAUAAGAACCAAAUGAAAAAAUCGGGCAUGGGCUCCACAGAAAACCAGCAUAAAACGACACAGAACCAGUUCCCCGCUGGCGACUACCAGGCGGCCGACGGGGCCAACCAGUUUUCCACCGGAGACUACCAGUCCGUCGACAUGGGCGACCAGUUCAGCACGGGCGACUACCAGUCGGUUGCCCCUGGCAACGAGUACUCUGGCGGGUCGGACCCCUACAUUGCCACGGAACACCAGUACAUGUCGGAGGGCAACCAGUAUUCAACUGGCAUACCGGAAUGCCAGUACACCUGAGACUGCGAACAGGAGGCCCCCCACCCCACGAAGCUUCAGCCAGGAGAGAGACAGCGACAGACCCCAUUUUAGGAUCGAAUCCCACUACUAAACCAUCAGUUGACGACACCACCACCACCACCACCUGGUCCCUUUUGAACCCCCUGCAUUCAUUUCUUUUGGUUUGUUCCAAAAAAAAAAAAAGUUCAAGUCAUGUAUUUGGUUGGCCUUCCAAACAUUUUUGGAUCGUAAAAAAAAGAAACUAACAAAAACUGUCUUAGGCCGUGUUCACAUUUAGCGUAUUUUGUAAUAGGGAAAAGUUGAGCCGACCGCUUUAAAAAAUUAAGAAAAAGAAACUGUCAGCGUUUUUUGUCCAAAAAGCGCCAAGAGCGUUUUUCUAUUGCCUAGCAACGAACCCAUUCUGGACCCGACGUUACUCGCCUACUACGUAUCCAGGCUGAAGCCCAUUAGACAUGUCGUAGAUAUCGACGUGUUCUGUAAUUCAAAUUCUGUAAUGUUCUCUUAAUCGCUCCACCGGCACUUUCCCGAGUGAUUUGUCUGCCAUUGUUUCUUGUUUUGACAGUUGAGAGUUUCCUUCCUGACGAAGUGUCAAUGUUCCGCUUGUGAUUGGUCAGUUGUCAAAAAGACGCCUGACGUCGGCCGUUUUCUUCCUGAAAGUUGAACUUUUUUCAAUGCUCCGUAUGGCACAAAAAAACGCUGGGAGAGGCGUUUAAAAAAACGGCCGUUACUUUUUCCAGAAACGCUCUGCUCCAUAGGAAUAUAAUGUAAAACAAGAUUUAAAAAAAAGCUAGAUGUGAACACGGCCUUAGGCAAUUUCUGUGGGUCUUCAUAAACCUAAGAUCUCCAAGCAGCCUCUCCAGUGUUGGGGUGAUCCAGAAGCCCCCGGUUUGAUAGCCCCCGGCCCCCGCGUCGUCCCAGGAGGUCUCCAGGCCAUUGAAGACACUUCAAUGGCACUUCAUGUAUGCGCUCCAGAAACCCCAUGUUCUAGAAGGAAGCCGCUAUGUCUUAAGAAUCUUAAGUGUACACCAGAGGAUAAGACCCGGGAGCUGCUUGCUCGCUGUUUCUGGCCCUUUUUAGGAUCGAGGCAUUUGUUAAAUUCCCUGAAUUCCUCGGCGGUCCUACCGCAGGCCAUGGAGAAUAGAUUCCAAGUUCCCCCAUCCGCUCCGAUGACGCCUAUGAUCCAAAUAGACUGGCCCCUGUGAUGGGUUGAACUUGGUUACGACAGGAAUGGAAACCAAAACCUAAAUAUCGGGAUUCCUGCCCUUAUUCAAUUUUGGCAUGCAUGAUAUCCAAUUUUUUAACCCCCCAUUACGACUGCCCUCCUUAUACCACCGCUCAAAACAAACCCAAAUUAUUUACCAUGUUGUCUGAGGUCCUUUUAUUUCUUCAUGAGCUUCUGAAAGCCAUCGCCCCAAACUCAACGUCGAGGCCCCAGCAGUGGGAAGGGGCAGGCUAACAGUAGCAGCAGCUAAAACAGAGAACUACAGCUAGGGCUUAAACACUCCCAACUUAUUCCAGACUGCAUUACCAAGCUGACUCUUACAGUUUUAACAACCUCAACAAAGCAAUGCUAAAGAUGUCCACUGGGUAAUGGUUGCGACGUGUGGUCUCCCUUCUGUGUUUGGUCAACGGCAGCCCUUGACAGGAUCCGCUGUAGGGCGGCUAACUGGACGUCCACCUGGUCGACGUGCUGACGGUCUCUCUCCGUUUGAAUAUCCCUUUAAGUAGUAGUUACGUCCUUGUAAUACUCUAUGUAUAUUGUUAUUUACUUUCGAAAAAAAAUCUAAAUUCAGUAUGGUUUAUUGUUAGAAUGUAAUUGGUAGGCUACAAGUGGCCUACAGGUCCAGAUACCUUCAGGAGAUAACCUGGCCACGGGCUUCCUUGACCAACGGCCCCAGCCAGGCCUAACCCUGGAAAGGACCUUGACCAGGAAGACCAGUUGAAAUCCCACUGACAUUGUGACUGAGGCAGAGAAAUAUACUAACCAGGUUUGUGUCCAUGUGUGGUAUCUCCAUUUCAGUGUGUCCUGAUAGAGCAGGGUAACUAUACUUUUUUUUUUUUAGAGUUGAGUCUGUAAUUCUUGGGGUCAUAAGGUCAAUACCAGGUUACACUAAUUUAUACGUUUUUAAAUUCUCGGUUGGAUUUUAGCCUUGGUUCCAUAAUCAGUGUCUUGUCAUUUCGUUGUGGGUGGUCAAAACGUGUUUUGAAACUAGAAAAUGUGAUAGUGGAAUCACAUCACCCCUAUGAUUUUGUGUUUUGACUAAAUAUUAACUUUUACUUGCUUAAAGGAAAAGUAAACUAGACAUGUGUGUUAUUAGCUGCUGAAACGCUAAGAUGUCGGUUUGACCACAUCAUGUCAGAUGGCCACUCCUUGUUUUGUACCGACUGCUCCAUUAGGCUAUUUACUUGGCAGGUGUUAUAAAUGAAAUUGAAGCUAACUUAACACAUUGGCCGGUUUGGAUAAGGCUGUUACAGUCCAUUUGCUUUUUAUUUUAUUUUUUAUCGCUUGUUAUCUAUUUGAACUGACUCUUCUUACACUUACAUUAAAACUUCAUACCGUUUAGAUUUGCGGUAAAAGCAUUUUUCUUUUCUCAAACGGACAACCCAAGUUGUACACUUGGAAUUUUUAUUUGAAUUAAUUUAAUAUAAAUGUGAACUAUUUUGCAACAGGAACAGCUGUUAAUAAAUUGCAAGUUUUGCAUUUGGAACAGAUGCAAAGCUAUAGGCCUACUUUUAUUUUGUUACCUGCACUGUAGGCUAUAGCCUCUCUGCAGAUAGGCUACUAUAGCCUCCAGCCCACAGUGACUUCUUUCAGACUGGAUCAAAGCUUCGUGUGUGUUUCAAAUGUGUCUGGAGCAGACAAAUUACAGCAGUCAAUCCGUUGUGUUCUUCUCUGCCUCACAGGGUCUGGCAAAAAGUGUGUGUGAGCACGUAGUGAUCCCGAAAGACUAAUGGAUAUGUUUAUAUUGAACCUCCUGACCAAUCAUUCAUAACGGUACACAAUUAUUUCACUAAGUGGGCGUGGCCUAUCUGCGUUUACGCUGGACGAUGGAAAGCGUUCCUGUCCCGGGUCACACUUGUUAGUCUGUGACCUGGUGAAGAAAACCUUGUCUGCCCCACAUUGAAUAUCAAGACUAAAAAGCCUUCAUCUUGUGUACCUCGGCCAUAGCAGUGUGUUAUUUGCUUUAGCCACGUGAAUAUGCGAGUAGCGGGUCGUAGCUGUUCGUAUAACAGUUGAUGUCAUGAAGCCGGACGUUUGAUUCUACAUUUUAUAGGAGCUUACUUCGCUGCUGCCCAGUAUUUAUGUGCAAUCUUGAUAGAGUACACCGGUUUAUUUUGUACCUGAAAUCUUUUUCUUAUAUUUUAAUGUUUAUUUGAAAAGUUGUGAGGGGUGAUGCAUUGUGGGGUGGGUGAUGGAAGGGCCCCAGAUGCUGUUCAUCGUCUUGAACUUUUUUAAGUUGUCGGGGAAAGUUUUUAGUACUUUUUCUGAACGGUUCCCUACUCCUGUGAUCAAGAGAAGCAGAAUCUGGUCCUGGUGAUGGGACGAGUGCUCAUCAACACACACACACACACACACACACACACACACACACACACACACACACACACACACACACACACACACACACACACACACACACACACACACACACACACACACACACACACACACACACACACACACACACAAAUAUUGUACAUGAUACCGGCAAAAUAACAUUGCUUUUAAAAACCUCCUUGUUGCGUGUAGCUGUUGUGUUGUAUAUUAUAAGAUUUAUUUUCCAGACAAACUAUAUGUAUAUUCAAUAAGUGCUACCAAGUUGUGCAUCUAGUAAAGGACAUGUUUGAAUUUGAUUGUGUGCUUCAGAAGGCUCUUUGUAGGACGUAAGAUGCAGACGUGUAGGGGAAGGGGAACUGAGAAAUCCUUUGAGACGAUUGCUGUUUUUCUGGAGAGUAAUAAUAGUUGGACUUCUAUUUAUGUACAGGUAUAUGAGCUUUCGAAUUCAUAUUUUGAAUGCCAUUAGGUACUGCCCUAUUAAUUCUGAAUAAAUAAAUCGUGUAGAGUACAAAUACAACACGACUGAUUUUUGUUUUUGCGCAGUUGGUCUCUCUUGGGGUCCCUAGAUACGGAAAAGGAUUAGGGCCACAUGUGAUUAUUUUUUCGGAGUUCUGAAUUUUUACUCUCAGAAAAACGAUUUCUGACUUAAAUCAGAUUUCUGUUAUUAAAAAAAGUUUUAUAACAACACUACAUCCUACAGUGACAUACAGCGGCCACUAAGGGGCAGCAACCCAUUUGUGAUGAGAGCGGUGUGGGCUUUUAUUAUCGUCUUUGUGUGUGUGGCUGCGUAAAC
This is a messenger RNA of Gadus chalcogrammus (walleye pollock), 5755 nucleotides long. RefSeq names its product zinc finger protein 346 (gene znf346). Bases 294 to 1403 code for a protein of 369 amino acids. NCBI's taxonomy places the organism in Eukaryota, Metazoa, Chordata, Actinopteri, Gadiformes, Gadidae. The transcript is spliced from 7 exons. The record is from RefSeq and is a predicted model, not a curated record. Gene Ontology annotation, molecular function: nucleic acid binding; zinc ion binding.